This is a messenger RNA of Castor canadensis (American beaver), 452 nucleotides long. Lineage: Eukaryota; Metazoa; Chordata; Mammalia; Rodentia; Castoridae. The record is from RefSeq and is a predicted model, not a curated record.
CCCAAGGUGUUGUUACAGCAUCCUUUGGCAUUGAACCUGGAAGGAGGGUAGAAUACAUACCGCUCAUAGAGGAAGCACUAAGAACAGGACAACACAAACCAGAAAAAAUUCUCAUUUACAGUCGUCCAAAUAUGGGGAUGGUUCCUUUGGUGCCGGGUCGUGAUCUUGAUUGGGAAGAAGAAAUGGCAAAAGCCCAAUCACAAGACUGCGUUCCUGUCCUCUCAGAACAUCCACUGUAUAUUCUAUACACAUCUGGAACAACAGGGCUGCCUAAGGGUGUGGUCAGGCCCACUGGGGGAUAUGCUGUAAUGCUAAACUGGACAAUGUCCUCGAUUUAUGGACUUAAACCUGGAGAGGUAUGGUGGGCAGCUUCUGACUUAGGCUGGGUUGUUGGACAUUCCUAUAUUUGUUAUGGACCUCUUCUCCAUGGGAAUACCACAGUUCUAUAUGAG